This is a messenger RNA of Penicillium roqueforti, 1353 nucleotides long. RefSeq lists its product as uncharacterized. Gene Ontology annotation, molecular function: palmitoyl-(protein) hydrolase activity. The record is from RefSeq and is a predicted model, not a curated record. Bases 1 to 1353 code for a protein of 450 amino acids. Gene Ontology annotation, cellular component: membrane. NCBI's taxonomy places the organism in Eukaryota, Fungi, Ascomycota, Eurotiomycetes, Eurotiales, Aspergillaceae. The transcript has a single exon.
AUGUUGGCAAGCUGCGUCCUGCGACGCGUGCUGCGUGCUUCAUGCCCAAGGGCAAUAUUAACCCGCACGCGAAAAGCAUCAUCAAGUCCUUAUAACAACAUCCCGUCAAAUGGCAUCAACGGCCUCCACAACAUUACAAGAAAGAGACAGAGCGCCGCUCAAGAUAUCCGACCAAAUAAACCGCGCAGUCUAAUCACGGCCGCUAUUCCAAGCUUUGCUGUACCACCUCUCAUGUUCAUCGGGCUCCUACUCGGUCUGUGGACUUGGAAAUGCUUCUGGAUUAUUGUCAUGCAAAACAAGCUCCUCUACCUCUCCUGGUUACCUCCAUUCACAAGAUCAGAGUCUAUUUCAGAUUACAAAGCUGAGUGCAGACCGGUACUGUGGGAGGAAAAGCAGAUUCGCAGUUUGGAUGGGACCAAAUUGGCUGUUUGUGAGGGUCACAUUCCGGUUCCUCCCAGGGACCGUGAGUCUGUUUUGAAUACUGUUGCUUCACAAAAUACACACCAGGGGAAACUGAUCCCGAAACGGAAAAAUUCCGUUGUGAUCUGUUACUUCCAAGGCAAUGGCGGAUCGACCCCUAUGCGGUUGCCUCUUCUCUCUCAUGUCUUGCGCGCAAUUGCGGAAACGUCUAGAUCGGAUCCAUCUCCUAUGUCUAACUCCAAAAUCUCCCCAUAUACUAUUGCUGCCCUGUCAUACCGCGGGUACUGGACAUCAUCCGGCCGCGCCACACAGUCCGGUAUUGAGAUGGAUGCCCAGGCACUCUUGAAUUGGGUUUCAGAAACAUAUGCGUCCCCAGAAACUGAUCUUGAAAUUGUAAUUUGGGGACACAGUCUGGGUGCUGCUGUUGCAACCUCAGCAGUAUCUACGUAUAUUGCCCGCCAAUGUGAGGGCAAAGCCUCAAAUACAGGCAGCAACAGGCCCCUGGCGCCUAUUUCUGGGCUCAUUUUGGAGGCGCCGACAUCCAGCGUGAAAGAUAUGCUCAUCAGCCUCUAUCCUCAGAGAUGGCUUCCGUACAGAUAUCUUUGGCCGUUCUCUUGGAAUACCUGGGAUAUCAAGGCGAAGAUGCAGCAAAUGGCUACUUGGAGAGACCAACCGGGGUCUCAAGUCUUGAAUGAAGCUACGACAUCAAUACCCCGCUCGCUUCCGCCAAUUUUUCUUCUGGCUGCCGAGAAAGAUGAAGUCAUUCCAUCAUACGUACCAGGCCAGUUAGAACAACAUGCCAAAUCUCUCGGCUUGGAGAUUGAGAGGAAAGAUGUUAUGGGUGCUAUGCAUAUAGAGGCACCACUCAAACUGGAUGGUAGGAAAGCAAUGGUGAAAUUCAUCCUAAACGUCACAUCCGUGCCUAGAACAUAA